Molecule: messenger RNA, 1917 nt
Organism: Daldinia caldariorum
Lineage: Eukaryota; Fungi; Ascomycota; Sordariomycetes; Xylariales; Hypoxylaceae
Product: arginyl-tRNA synthetase
Exons: 4
Coding region: 1-1917 (638 amino acids)
Biological process (GO): arginyl-tRNA aminoacylation; mitochondrial translation
Cellular component (GO): mitochondrion; cytoplasm
Molecular function (GO): ATP binding; arginine-tRNA ligase activity
Source: RefSeq, a predicted model, not a curated record
AUGGCGUUAGAAAAUAAAAUAGACGAGAUUCUCCUGAAGCUGGAUAACCUGACGGUCGAGUCCAUCGCCGAGAAAUAUCCCACCACUCAUCCCAAUGUCAACCCUCUCGAUUACUACCGGAUACACAUCAGCGAACUCCUUGCCCCCAUCACAGGUGUCGCUCCCGAUAAGAUUCUCCCCGCCAUUUAUUGGACAAAUGCCCUCGACAAGGGCGACUUCAGCUUACCUAUUCCCGCUCUCCGGAUAAAGGGCGCAAAACCAGACGCUCUAGGAGCCGAAUGGGCGGCCAAGUUCCCCGAAGAUGAUCCUCUUAUCGAGAAACCCGUCGCUGCUGGCACGUUCCUAUCCUUCUUCAUCAGGGGUGGACCCUUAACUCAAUCUCUCAUUCCUAUGAUCCGCAGCUUAGGUGUGGAAUACGGACGCAAUCGAUUUCUCGGUCUCAAAGACCCCAAGGACCCGAGCAAGGGCAGGAAGCGAAUCGUGGUCGAGUUCAGUUCUCCCAACAUUGCCAAGCCAUUCCAUGCAGGACAUCUUCGCUCCACCAUCAUCGGAAGUUUCCUUGCGAACUUAUACGAGGGUGCCGGUUGGGAUGUUGUUAGAAUCAACUAUCUUGGCGACUGGGGAAAGCAAUAUGGCCUCUUAGCUCUAGCCUACGAGAGGUACGGAGACGAGGAAGCGCUGAAGAAGGACCCUAUAGACCACCUGUUCCGACUCUACGUCCGUAUAAACGCCGAGAAGGAGGAAGAUUUAGCCGCUAUCGAGGCCAAGAAGAAGGAAGGUCAGGAUGUUACCGAACUCUUGGCCAACAGCUUAGACGAGCAAGCUCGACGAUACUUCCGAAAGAUGACGGAUCGAGAUGAGAAGGCUCUCGCGUUGUGGAAGCGCUUCAGAGAUUUGAGUAUCGUCCGAUACAAGGCUACGUACGCGAGGCUGAACAUCAAGUUCGACGAAUACAGCGGUGAGAGUCAAGUCAGCGAGGAGGCGAUGGAAAAGGUCGCUAAGCAGAUGGCCGGGAAGAAAAUUACGAAAGAAGACCAAGGUGCCGUGCUCGUCGACUUCACAGAGCUUAUACCUGGUAAGGAAGGUAAGCGCCUCGGCAAAACCGUCAUCCGAAAGAGAGACGGCACUGCUUUAUAUCUUACCCGAGAUAUCGCGGAGCUUCUUGGCCGGUACGAGAAAUACAAUUUCGACCAUAUGAUCUACGUCGUUGCUAGUCAGCAGGACCUUCAUCUUCAGCAGCUCUUUAAGAUCAUCGAACUCCUCGGAUACAAGGACAUCGCAGCUCGCUGCCAGCACAUCAACUUUGGAUUGGUCCUGGGAAUGAGUACUCGAAAGGGUACCGUCAAAUUCUUGGAUGACAUUUUGCGGGACUGUGCCGAUCAUAUGCACGAAGUUAUGCGGAAAAACGAAGCCAAAUAUGCUCAAGUCGAGGACCCCGAAGGUACUGCCGAUACUCUCGGAAUCAGCAGUGUUAUGACGCAGGAUAUGAGCGGGAAGAGGGGUAACAAUUACACCUUCGAUUUGGCGGUGAUGACGUCUUUCGAAGGAGACACGGGCCCUUACUUGCAAUACGCGCAUACUCGACUGUCGUCCAUCAAGCGACGAGCGAACGUCUCCGACGAGGAGUUAGCCAACGCGGAUCUAUCGCUCCUCACGGAACCUCACGCCGUCAAUGUGGUCCGACUACUUGCCCAGUGGCCGGACGUCGCCCAGAACACGCUACGAACCCUCGAGCCGACUACGGUAGUAACAUACCUCUUCAGGCUCACUCACGUUAUCAGCAGCAGCUACGACCAUUUGCAAGUAGUAGGCAGCGAUCCCGCGCUGAAGGCUGCUCGUAUGGCAUUAUACGACGCCGCUCGGAUAGUUGUAGGAAACUGCAUGCGGUUACUCGGAUUAACCCCUCUAGAAAGGUAA